CAGCUGCCGCAAUGGCUUUGCCAGAACUUCUGCUGCUUCAGUUUGCUUGAACAUUGCCAGCAUCCUGAAGGAGAAGCAGUAGCACUUCAUGGAGCUGCCCUUCACCAACCUCGAAGUUGCUUUCAUCUUGCUGGCUUUUGUCAUUUUCUCCUUGUUUACCUUGGCUUCUGUCUACACCAGCCCUCAUGACAACAAAGAAGGCUCCCUUCAGAUACUGGAAAGCUCCUAUAAGGUGACCUCAGGACCUCUUCACAUUGAACAAUCCCAAUUUCCUCAGCCUAUCCUCAUAUGGGAGGUGCUCCAGCCCACUGCUCAUUUCUGUGGCUCUCCUCUGGACACACUCAAGGAGCAAUAUGUCCUUAUGUUGGCGACCACAGCACUGGACACAAUACUCCAGGUGGAGUCUCACAAGAGUGGAGUGCAGGGGGAGAAUCACCUCCAUGGACGGACUGUCCAUGCUUCUUUUGAUGCAUCCCCGAAUACACUUUUUAUACUUUUAUACUGGGACAGAGGAGCAUGCAUGAGGAAAACUACCCACAGAAAGAGCACAAGGAAAGGAUCAAAUCCAGCAAGAAAAAGGCACAUUCAAGUAUGAGUGAAGUGGUUUAGAAUAUGACCAAGGCCCACUGUUGAACAUAAUUUUGAAAGAAGUAGCUCUGGAAGCUGGUCACCUGAAAGCAGUGAGAAAAAGGAUGUGAGACAGAAGGGACUUGAUGAUCCAUCAGAUGGAAUCCAGACGUGACAAUCCGAGUUAAUGGACCACGACCAAUGAGGCUGCUUCAGCACCUUUUUACAACCUCCGUUCAUGGCCUUAAUAAAACUACCAGGGCUUUUUUUACAAGGCACAUCUGCUCUAAAUUCCAAAAGGAGAAACUUCAAAUUCAGAAGCUACAUUUGGUUUCUUCCCUGCUUUUCAGUCAAGUUUUAUGAAAUGAAAUGAUGAGGAGGAAACACAUUGGUUUAAAAGACCUAACAUGUUUGCUGCAAAUAUCUUCUGUCUUGGUUAGACUCUGAAUUAUUUUUUUAAUUUACUUUCAGAGAACACAUAUAACAGUGAAUAAACCACCCAUAGACUAGAUGAAAAAUGUUUUAAAGAUCUACUGUUUCAAAAAGUUACUUCAACCCAAUAGUACUUCAUUAAAGAAAGAUCAUAUAACAGAAGAAAUAAUUGGUUUUACCUUCAGGUGUCAUACAAACAUAUUUAGUGGAAGAUUCCUAUGUAAAGAAAACCUUCUACAUGAAAACACAUUAGGGUUCUGAGGUUUCCUAAGUUUUUUUGUGUGCGUGUGUUUACAAGUCACUCUUGGAUGAAUCAAUCUUACAAG
This is a messenger RNA of Calypte anna (Anna's hummingbird), 1325 nucleotides long. RefSeq names its product small integral membrane protein 31 (gene SMIM31). The record is from RefSeq and is a predicted model, not a curated record. The transcript is spliced from 4 exons. Bases 89 to 595 code for a protein of 168 amino acids. Lineage: Eukaryota; Metazoa; Chordata; Aves; Apodiformes; Trochilidae.